AUGGGAGUCCACUUCAAGGAACUCACUGGAAUUGGACUUAAUGAAACUUUGAGACGCAACGUGGAUCUGAAGGGUGAGCAGCUCCUGAACUACAUGAAUACUGUCUGUGAGAACAUGAACAAAAAGCUCCUACAGGCUGUAACCAAGCUCAAAGUGGUGAGGGGGGAGCUGACUGGUUGCUCUGAAGACGUCAAAGACAUGGUGCUACUUCUGCUGUCCUACUUUGAUGAGAAAGAAGAUGCGAUGUUCUGUUAUGUGGAGGACACAUGCCUGGCAGGGGAAGUACAGAUGGACCAGCUUUACUUGACUCCCACAAUUGUGGUGUGUGGACGGUCCUGUUAUUCUUCUAAACGGUUUAUGCUGAGCGUGGACCGAAACAUUGUGCACGACAACAUCACCUCCUUCAUUUCUGCCCUGUGCAUGAUGUUCGGGAGCUAUUAUUGCUUCAGCAUUCAUUACCCAUCACAGCUGGCAUCAACCCUGGAGUUUCUGCAGAGAUGUUUUUUCUCCAUCAAUCCAGAGAAGGGCACUAAAGUGGAGAAGACAAACACAUCCCAUCUUCACGUGAAGCCAAGAGUCCUUACCUUGAUACAGGAACUUUCAGAUUAUGAAUGGCGUGAUGUCUGAACAUGGACUAAACACACUAACAGUUAUUUAAGGGGCCACACUCACAGCAUGAAGGUUUAUUUCAGCCCUUUAUCAGGUCAGUUCUUCAAGCUUAAGAGGCACAGAAAAAUUUCAGACAAUGUUAUUCUAUUCUGUAUGAUUGUUGGUUAUGUAAUUCCUCAUUUGCAUUCCUGUACCUUAAUUUGAAAAAGAUAUAUUUAUAUUAGUACAAUUGUUCUAUUUUGAAAAGGCAAUACAGCAAUUCUUAUUGGCUGUUUAAAAAUUCUUACAUUUAUUAAUUAAAAGUAGU
This is a messenger RNA of Oreochromis aureus, 916 nucleotides long. RefSeq lists its product as uncharacterized. NCBI's taxonomy places the organism in Eukaryota, Metazoa, Chordata, Actinopteri, Cichliformes, Cichlidae. The coding region runs from base 1 to 627 and encodes 208 amino acids. The transcript is spliced from 3 exons. The record is from RefSeq and is a predicted model, not a curated record.